GUAAGAAGCUAGCAGGACGGAGGUAACAGCUGUGAGCGCGAAACAUUGCUAUCCUCUGAUUCGAUUUAACAAAAGAACUGAAUAUAUACAUCCAGACGCACAUCGUAAUACAUUAAAUACUUUUAAAAGAAUCAAAUGCAACAAGCAGUGGUUUACACAUUGUGAAGUUUCUAAGUAGAAGAAAUCAAUAACCGUGUUAAACGCUGGCAUCCGUUCCCGUUGCGUUAUGCGAAUGUAAAAGGGACAGAGACAGCUUGCUAUAGUCACAUCGCUGAAAGUGCCUAAGCGAUAAAGUAUAAAUAUUGACGUCCCUUUGUCGAUUGACUACAGGAGCUAAUAAAGAUGGGUGGCGGUGGAGAUUUGAAAUGGCAGAAGGAUGCUGGGGACCAAAAUUUUGAUUACAUGUUUAAAUUGCUCAUCAUAGGAAACAGUUCCGUGGGAAAGACCAGUUUUCUGUUUCGGUACGCUGAUGACUCCUUCACUUCAGCUUUCGUGUCCACCGUAGGGAUUGACUUUAAGGUCAAAACGGUCUUCCGUCAUGACAAACGUGUUAAACUUCAGAUAUGGGACACCGCAGGACAAGAACGCUACCGUACCAUCACCACGGCGUACUACAGGGGAGCGAUGGGCUUUAUUCUCAUGUACGAUAUUACUAACGAAGAAAGUUUCAAUAGCGUUCAAGAUUGGGUGACACAGAUAAAGACAUAUUCGUGGGACAACGCGCAAGUUAUCUUGGUGGGAAAUAAAUGCGAUAUGGAAGAAGAAAGGGUUGUCAGUGAAGAUCGUGGUCGGCAGCUAGCUGAGCAGUUGGGCGUCGAGUUCUAUGAAACCAGUGCUAAAGAGAAUAUUAACGUUAAGGCGGUGUUCGAACGACUGGUUGAUAUAAUCUGCGACAAAAUGUCAGAGAGCUUGGACUCGGAGCCGGCCAUGCUAGCAGGUGGCGCUCGCGGACAACGUCUCACAGAACAACCUCAAAGCAACACUAACCCAGCUUGUAAUUGUUAAUAGACUCAUUUUAACCUGAUAUACAUUUACUUGGGUCUACCUUGAAUUUACUGGAAUUGAAUUCUUAAGACCGUCCGUCGAUCUUAACAAUUCUUCUCAAAAUAGUAUUACUUUAUAAACACCUGACUACCAACAACGUUUUAUUGUAUUGAAUAAAGACCCAGUAUGGAAAAUUGGUUUUCAAGGAACUACUUUUUGGUAAUUGUGUUCGUUUAUUAAAAGUAUUAAAAUAGUUCCUCGAAAUGUGCGCCAAGAUCUUUUUUCUUUUUCAUAUAUUUCGCAUUUAUUGAUCUUUAAAUUGUAGAAUAUUUCAUUUGUAGUUUCAAAAUUUCGUAUUCAUUUUAAUCAUAAUUAUUACAUUUAAAUUAUAAAGUAAAUUUAUUAGAAUAUAUUGUUAAAAUUUAUUAACAAUAUGAAAUGUUUAUGUUUUAGUAUUAUUAAUUUAGGUAUUGGGUAGUAUUUAUUGCGAGCUGGAGUAGGGAUCUGACACUACUGUAGUAUAUAAAUCUUUUUUGAAAAGCUUUUAAAAUUUUGCGUCUACUUAAUUUCAAUUUGUAUUUAUUAAAUAAUUUACUUUUUUAAUAUUUUAAGUAUUACAACGAUUUGUAGUAUAAGAUUAUUUUUAAGUUAUGCUAAAUAAUAGUUUGCGCAUUAAGCUGCACGCUUAAUAUUUUCGAAAAUUAUCAAAUAGACUUGUGGAUUUUGGACCAAAAGUCAUUUUUUUCAGCUUGUUUACAAAUACAUUGAAAAUAUUUUCAUCAAAGCGCAAAAUAUUUUUAGACAUGAUUUAAAAACAUUUCAGGUGAUUUUGUGAUAAUUCCAUAUUAAUUUUUAAUAAUUUCCUUGUUUUAUAUAUUUAGAUAUAAUAUGUUAUUUUCACAUAUAAUAGUUUAAGAGCUUAAAAUAAAUGAUUUCACAUAAUUUUUGUGUAUUUGUGAAUGCACAAAACUAUAAAUGAAAAUGUAUUGUUAGAAGUGUAAUCUCCUGGCUAUCUAUGUGAAGAUAAAUUUCGUUGCUUCGUGUUAGAUGUCAAAAUUUAGAAAAUGUUAUAUUAUAAAAAAAAAGUAAUUUAGAAGUUAUGAAUGUAAUAAUAAUCCUCAGUGUGUUUUUAAAAUCCGUAUUAAGAUGAAAAGCUUUAUAACGAUCUUGGCCUGGCGUAUAAACAGACAGAUUUUUUGUCUAUAUACAAAGCUAUCUGAAAUAGUGAUUGUAAAUAUGUUUUAUCAGUGUAUAAAGAAACUGUAUAGUAUUAUAUCUACUUACCAUAACGUCGGUUUGUAUUCUUGUUACCUACUAUGCUAUGUAAUUUAAUGUAACGAUAGCGAUUUGUUCGAUCGCUAUCGUUUGAUCAUGAAACAUAAAUCUAUCAUUAAUUACUUAACUGCUAAAUCAUUAAAUCAUUAUAAAACUUAUAUAAACGUAUUAUCUAGAAUUCAAUGUGUAUCUAUCAUGUUGAUGUAUCGUUAGACUUAUUGUGUAGAAGACAUAGACAAUACAAUUUAUAUAUCAAGUUAUGUUGAUACUGAGCACAUUAUUUUUAGACUAAGUAUCAUAUUAGUUGUUUAAAUUUUGUCUAUGAUCUGUGGACUAUAUACGUACUAUUAUUCAAGGUGUCUUGGAUCGUACAGAUUUGUUUAUUUUAAAUGUAUUUUAAAAUUAAAAAAAAGUAACUAUUUAUGAAAAUAAAAAUUAAUAUACCACAGAUAAAAAUGAUACAAAUUUAAAUUUUUCUUGAAAACAAAUUAUAUGAUAUAAAAUUAACUUACAACAUAUUUGUUGCUGUUUUUAAUCUGUUAAAAAUAUUAACAUUGACACGUUUAAAAUUUGUCUCUAUAUUUUGCAAUCAGAUGUUAGCCUGUAUUUUAAACUAUACAUGUCAAUUGGGCGUUUAUUACCUUUUACACAUUUCAAAAUAACAUACCUACUAAAAUAUAUUUGUGGAAAGAAGUAAAUUGUAAGGAAAUGAUAUUGGAUAGUGUUGAAAGUAGUAUAUUUAACGUGUGAAGUCUUAGCAGGGCAUGAAAUGGCAUAUCGUAGUGAACGGCUUUAGUAAUUACUUUUAUUUAUUGGAAUAAGUUUUUUGUGAGACAAAACAGACCGAAUAUUGUUUGAUAAAGACAAAAGUAACAAAGAAAUUAAUAAGAUUAUUGAAAGAAUAAAUCUUUAAAUUUUAACUGUGUAAUUUGAAACGUGACUUAAAAUAAUAUAUAAAAAAAUGUUUACUAAAACUAUUAAAGAAAUAUUUUAUCAUCUUAAAACUAAUAUAGUUUUCUUUUCUGAAAUAGUAUAUUUUUAAAUAAUAUAAACUGUUUUGUCUCUGUUAUUCACUGUAUUUUAAAUUAGAUGUUUAAAAUAAUCUGUUAAAAAGUCCUAAAUGUGAACCGGCUAUUCAAUUUAUUUAAUAAUUCGUUAACAUUGUUUAAAUGCUUUGUCUUACUGGAUGCAAAAAUAUUAAUCGUUUAGGUGUAUCAAUAAAUGUAUGUUAUUAUAUUUGUUGUGCGUUAAUAAAGGAAUUAUUUAAAAUAUAAACGGUGUAAGAGAUUU
Messenger RNA from Nymphalis io (European peacock), 3549 nucleotides. It is a transcript of the gene Rab3, whose product is annotated as ras-related protein Rab-3. Gene Ontology annotation, cellular component: synaptic vesicle; endosome; plasma membrane. The transcript has 7 exons. Bases 343 to 1005 code for a protein of 220 amino acids. Gene Ontology annotation, molecular function: GTP binding; GTPase activity. NCBI's taxonomy places the organism in Eukaryota, Metazoa, Arthropoda, Insecta, Lepidoptera, Nymphalidae. Gene Ontology annotation, biological process: protein secretion; regulation of exocytosis; protein localization to plasma membrane. The record is from RefSeq and is a predicted model, not a curated record.